AUGAUAGCAGCUCCGAUGGUCGCCGCUCCAGUUGUGGCCGCUCCAAUGGUUCAACCGGUAAUGGUCGCCCAACCACAACCAUCCACUGUGGUCGUCUCCAACAACGGAAACAAAAAUGACGACUGCUGCUGUUGCUGCUGCAUGUGCUAA
Molecule: messenger RNA, 150 nt
Organism: Caenorhabditis briggsae
Lineage: Eukaryota; Metazoa; Nematoda; Chromadorea; Rhabditida; Rhabditidae
Exons: 3
Coding region: 1-150 (49 amino acids)
Source: RefSeq, a predicted model, not a curated record